Messenger RNA from Parnassius apollo (apollo), 384 nucleotides. The record is from the annotation of a GenBank genome assembly. NCBI's taxonomy places the organism in Eukaryota, Metazoa, Arthropoda, Insecta, Lepidoptera, Papilionidae.
AUGGCAAAGCUCCUGAUUGUUGUGCUUGCGUUGAUUGCGGUGGCGGCGGCCAAACCUGGUUAUGGUUCAGGUGGUGGUUCAAGUGGCAGCAGCUAUGAACAAAGCAGUAGCAGCUUCCAAACUGGGCAUGGCAAUAACGGCUAUGGAGGUGGACAUGGCCAAAGCGGCUUCGGAGGUUUACAUGGCCAAGUUGGCUUCGGAGGCUUGGGCAUCCAAGGGGGCUUUGGAGGUGGACAUGACCAUGGAUAUGGCCAAGGACAUGGCCAAGGUGGCUUCGAAUCUGGACACAGUAGCAGCAGCUUCGAAUCUGGACAUAGUAGCAACAGCUUCGGUAACGGCGGUCACGGUGGCCACAGUAGCCACGGUGGACACGGCCACUAUUGA